CAUCAAAGCGACCGCCCGCUCGCCCUCGGACCCGCUGCCAUUCGCCCAUUCGCCGCGGGCCGUGCGUGCCGAACUGCCGGUGUCCCUUGAAUUGGGCAGCUGUGAGGGCCUGUUAACAUUUUUACUGCGAUACGCGUGACCUCUACAAAAUAAUCUUUGCAUGCGCGCUACAAAAACUGAAAGCAGAGAGAAAUGAGGAAACACUAUUCGUAGACACUGACGCAAUGUAGCAAGCGUGUCUGAGGGACUGUAAAUGACACGUAAACUCAGGAGCACGUCGAUUCUAGCGCUAGCGGGAUUGGUCGCCGGCCUAGCACUCCUAGCAAUGCCCACCCCAGCAGCUGCUCUUGAAGCGCAGUCUGAGGUUCAGCAUGUGGGCGACUGCCCGCACGCGUCCUGCGUGGAGGCAGACACACGCACCUUCGCGACGCCGGUGGACACAGCCGCGGUGUCUACCCUUGCCGAUGUCGACGGCGCUCUCGCAGACGUGCCUGCAUGCUGCAGCGCUAGCGGAAACCAGGACACAGCUGCAGAUAAUGUAGAGGAUGGGGAGGGAGCUGGCGAAGGCCUCAUUGCAGGCGGCGGGCAACAGCAACAGCAGGAGGAGCAACUGGAGCAGGCGCCCUACCUCCUGACAGAGCCGGUAGACGUGUCGACUGCCAGCGAUGCAUUGGCAGCGGCAUUUAGUGACGGUGGCACAUCGGUGGAUGCCCAGGUGACAGCGGGCGCGUACGCCACAGCAGCGUCCGCGGCCUUUGGCACGCUCACAGCAGCGACAGCAGCUGGCACAGCCGGCAAGCGGGAGGCCGGCGCCAGAGCCAGCGCUGGGUCUGAGGCUGGUGCCUCUUCCUCCUCCGAGGCCUCGCAUCUCGUGUCCCCCGCCUCCACGUCUGUCACAGCCGAUGGCAACAGCAACGACGCAGACGUUGCCGCAGACGCAGCCACUGCGCGCCGCGCCCUGGCGGCGACCUACCCCUCGCUCGUCGCCAACGGCUCCGCCUCCGCCACCUUCCCCUCCGCCGCCUUCGGCGCCUGGUGCGCCGCCGACGUGGCCUGCGCCGCCGCCGGCAGCCUCAACCUGACGCUGCUGCACUCCACUGACGCGGCCUCGGUCGCCGCCAUCACGUCCGGGGUGCUCAACUGGCCGUCGCCGCUGAGUGCCGCCGCCGGCAGCGGUGUGGUGGUGACGGGGCAGGCGCUGGUGUCGGGGGUGGUGGAGCUGCAGCUGGAGGCGUACGCAGCCAAGAAGGACAUGCCCAUCUGCUCGACCUCCAGCGGCACCGGCUCCUGCUCGGCCCAGCUGGUGAUCCCGCUGGUGUCGGGGGCGGUGGAUGUGACCAAGAGCACCGCAUGCAUACGCCUGGAGCCCACCAUACUGGGCACUGGCUACCAGGCAGUGGGCUACCCCACCGGCGGCACUGACGGCACGGCGGUGGUGGGCAUCAUCACCAACAACGCCCUGCGAUGCAACACCACCAAGUUCGGCAAGCAUGUGGUCAUGCAGUACAAGCAGACGUCGGCGGUGCCGCCCUCCCCGCCAGCCUCCGCGCCGCCGCCGCCGCCCGCGCCGCCGCCGCCGCUCAACGCAACCGGCGCUGUGCUCACCUCUGAGGUGGAGCUGAAGGUGGCGGUGGUGGUGGGCGUGUCGUUUGACGAGCUCAAAGCCAACAACGACACACUGACACAGCUCAAGACCUCCCUGGAGGGCUCCCUGGCCUCCUCGCUGGACAGCCAGGUGCCGGCGCUGCUGCUGCUCAGCCGCGGCCUGGCCAGCGCCAGCAGCGGCACCAUCACCAGGAUCAGCAGAUACGCGGGAGCUCAGACGACGGCUGUGACGGUGGAUUUCGCGGUUCGGGUGCCCGCGGGCGCCACUGAGGCCCAGAUCACGGCGCUCAUGUCGCUGCUCACAACCAACACCACCGCCAUAUUCGCGGGCAGCGUGUACACCAGCAAGUUCAUGGGCCCAGCCGCCGUGACGCGGGUGGUGGCUGAGGAUGGCGGCAGCAUUGGCGUGGGCGCCGCUGUGGGCAUUGCGUUGGGCUGCCUGGCGGGUCUGGUGCUGCUGCUGGGAGGCGGAUAUGCGCUGUACCGCUACCGGGCGUACCAGGCGCUGCUGCCCAAGCGGCCCGACGGGGACUGGGACGAGUACGGUGUGGCGGUGGUGCAGCCACGCAAGGACAAGGACAGGGACCGGGCGGCGCGGAGGGAGCAGCGCGUCAAGCCCUCCGCGGUGGUGCCCCUCGAGUCGGAGGCUGCGGCAGUGGUGCCGCCGCCUUGGGCCGGCGCCAAUGCGCCAACAGCCGUGGACCCAGCCGCGGCGGCCAUGGCACAGGGGCAGGUGCAGCAGGGGCCGGGCGGCAUGGCGGGAGCUGGCGGGGGCAAUGCGGCGGCGGCUGGAGGCGGCGGCGUUGGAGCUAGCGGAGCGGCUGGUCGCGUGAGUGAGGGCGGCGGCGGGCCCGGCUUGAAGAGCGAGGCUGACCUAAAGGCCGCGUGGGGUUAUUAAUGGAGCCACGGCGGCUACGGUGCUCCAAAAGGGACGUGAUGGACGCCCGCGCGCGGCGGUGCCUGGGGUUGCGCCGCAUGGCGUCACAGAAAGUUUGCCGGGCACAUGCAUAGAGAAGUUUUGUGGGUGGCAGGCACAGAAAGGGGGCAGGUACAUACGGUAGCAGGGCACUGUGCGCAGGGGGUGGGCCCCCCGUGGUCACGUGGUGAUUAGUGCUCUUCGCACGUCCUUAGAUUUGCGAACGUGAUCUUUAUAAGCGCGCCGUAAUGACAAUCAACUGACAGGCGAUGAGUUCCGUUUAACAAGUUCGCAGGUACCGCUGGGUACCUCGGCUAGCGUUCAGCAAGGCUUGUAGCGAGCGGGCUUUGGGGUAUACCCGGCGGGAAACGGUUAGGGUGAGUCGUGACGCGGGGCGGGCGCGGCGACGCUGCAGCCUGCAUUCUGCCACCUCCCAGAGAGGUCAUUAGCCACAACUACAGGUCAUUGGCCACUAGUCUGCAAGCUGCGAGCCUUGUCAUGGAGCCCGUCCCGGUGGAGGGCGAGAUUCCCGACAAAGAUGCCAUUCAUGAGCUCUGACUGCGCAUGCAGCGCGACAGGCGCCAGUAAAGGCCGUAGGAAGCUGUUUUGGAAAGCGCCGAUACACUGGGAUUUGUGCAUUUUUAUGAGUGACCGCGAGCGACUGCGCAUUCGCAGAGUUCUCACGAACGGCAAGCUCCCCGUUUUCAUAAGAAAAGUGGACAUACUUGAACCAACUAGUUGUUCAAGUCACAGAUACAUGUGUUCCGGAAGUGAGCCGCACUCGGUUUGCGGUUGGCAGCUGCUGCACUGUCGGCUGUCGGUCGUGUGUGCUGUCUUGUUCACCAGCCACGUCUUGUCGCGUUGAAAGGCGAACGCAUACACAUUGUCGAUGCAACCUUUCGCCGGCCUGCAGCUAGCCGGCUGCUAGUGUUAGUUUGUGAAUGU
Messenger RNA from Chlamydomonas reinhardtii, 3466 nucleotides. RefSeq lists its product as uncharacterized. The transcript is spliced from 11 exons. The record is from RefSeq and is a predicted model, not a curated record. Bases 326 to 2503 code for a protein of 725 amino acids. NCBI's taxonomy places the organism in Eukaryota, Viridiplantae, Chlorophyta, Chlorophyceae, Chlamydomonadales, Chlamydomonadaceae.